Molecule: messenger RNA, 1125 nt
Organism: Rhipicephalus sanguineus (brown dog tick)
Lineage: Eukaryota; Metazoa; Arthropoda; Arachnida; Ixodida; Ixodidae
Product: diphthine--ammonia ligase
Exons: 8
Coding region: 299-1090 (263 amino acids)
Biological process (GO): protein histidyl modification to diphthamide
Molecular function (GO): diphthine-ammonia ligase activity
Source: RefSeq, a predicted model, not a curated record
UGCGUGCAUCGUGCGUGCGUGCAUGUGUGUGUGCUACUUGUUUGCACAACAAAAUACUCUGCGCUCACGCAUUGGUUUCGCUUCGCUAGCGGGAAUAAGUAGCCGGAAAACGCGCUCAAAAACAUCGUGCGUCGCCAUCAGCUCCCGGCUGUGAGUUAUGUCAGUCACUGAUGUCAACAUGAUUCCCUGACGUUUCGGCAAUCGAGGUGAAUUCGUAUGUACUACCUGGAAUCGAUUCGUGAUUUUCACUGAUUUUUCAAGACGCAUUCACUGUGUGACAACAUCGCCAGCGAGUGCCAUGAAAGUGUUGGCAUUGGUUAGCGGCGGUAAGGACAGCUGCUUCAACAUGAUGAAAUGUGUUGAAAACGGCCACGAAAUCGUCGCCCUAGCCCACUUGAAGCCGAAAGACGCAGAUGAGCUUGACAGCUACAUGUACCAGUCUGUAGGCCAUGAAAUCAUCGACCACUACGCUGAAGCGAUGGGGCUGCCAUUGUUCCAGGGGCAUAUUGUUGGCAAGCCGUACAACCAAGCGAGCGACUAUGAGGUGACGGAAGGUGACGAAGUUGAAGAUCUUUUCAAGUUGAUGACCAGGGCCAAGGAGUCAGUUGACUACGAAGCGGUGUCUGUUGGGGCCAUUUUCUCGGACUACCAGCGUGUACGUGUUCUUAAUGUAUGCAAGCGACUGGGCGUCACAAUGCUGGCCUAUCUCUGGCACCGUGACCAAUCCCAGCUUCUGAGGGAGAUGGUGGACUGCGGUGUCCGUGCCAUCAUCAUAAAAGUUGCUGCCCUGGGUCUGGAGCCUCACAAGCACUUAGGGAAGACAUUGACGGAAAUCUAUGACCACAUGAUUUCCAUGGAAAAGAAGUAUGGCCUUAACGUCUGUGGCGAAGGUGGAGAAUACGAGACGGCCACUUUGGAUUGCCCGCUGUUUCGCAGACGGAUUGUCGUAGAUGAAAGUGAAGUUGUUAUUCACUCUGACGACGCCUUUGCGCCCGUGGGCUAUCUGAAGAUAAAACGUAUGCACCUUGAAGAUAAGCCAAAUUGUGAACAUGGACUAAAAACAUCGUCAGAAGUGUCAUUAUAUUAUUGAUUAAAUGGACCACUUACUGAUAACAGUUGUUUCUG